AUGGUUCAAUUGGCAAGAGAUACCAAAAUCAGUUUGCCCAUUCUUGAUGAUCAUCAGCUUCUCGAUCAAGAACCAUUCUUGAACGAAAAAUCAGCGGCCACACAGGAAUCUACUGGGCAAAGCAAGACGAAGAUUACUUUUAAGAAGAAACUAGUUGUAAUGAUCGAUAUUCCUGAUCGAGUGACGAAGCAGAAAACAGGCGAUAUUUGUUCUCUUCCGUCAGAACAGAACCAGCGGGAACAACUUCCACUGGAGUUGAAGAAGUACGUAAAGGAACUUGGGGCAACAGGGGAACUUGUUUUGGUGAUUGAAAAGAAAUUGUCUUCUUCAGACGUGAACACUGGGCUUCAAAGAUUGUCGAUUCCGGUAAAACAGGUUCUGAAUCACGGGUUCUUGACAGAAGAAGAGAGGAGCAGAUUCAACAUUGAUAACAAACAGCAAGAAAUUAACGCCCUCUUAAUUGAGCCAUCACUUGCUCAAUCAGGAAUCAAGUUCAAAAAGUGGUAUAUGGGGAACUCUGAAGUGUACGUGUUGGUGAGUGGCUGGAAUGAGGUUGUGAAGAGGAAUGGAUUGAAACCAGAAACACCAGUGCAGCUAUGGUCAUUCAAGAAGGAUUCACAAUUGUACUUUGUUUUGGUGCGGUUGUAG
Molecule: messenger RNA, 648 nt
Organism: Coffea arabica (coffee)
Lineage: Eukaryota; Viridiplantae; Streptophyta; Magnoliopsida; Gentianales; Rubiaceae
Product: putative B3 domain-containing protein At5g35780
Molecular function (GO): DNA binding
Source: RefSeq, a predicted model, not a curated record